Quercus robur (English oak) is the source of this 609-nucleotide messenger RNA. RefSeq lists its product as uncharacterized. The coding region runs from base 1 to 609 and encodes 202 amino acids. Gene Ontology annotation, molecular function: nucleic acid binding. Lineage: Eukaryota; Viridiplantae; Streptophyta; Magnoliopsida; Fagales; Fagaceae. Gene Ontology annotation, biological process: DNA integration. The transcript has a single exon. The record is from RefSeq and is a predicted model, not a curated record.
AUGGCAACUCAAUACAUCCUAUAUAGAGGACAACUCUAUAGAAGGUCCUAUGACAGUGUACACCUUCGUUGCUUGAAGAAAGAAGAAGCCGUGAGGGUAAUGGAAGAAGUUCAUCAAGGAAUUUGUGGCUCUCAUAUGAAUGGAAGAAUGUUAGCCAAGAAAAUCCUACGGGUAAGGUACCACUGGAAUAUGAAGGAGGUUGAUUGUGUGGGCUAUGUGAAGAGCUACCAUGAUUGUCAGACACACGCCAACUUGAAUCAUGUUUUGCCUAGUGAGUUGUACAGCAUGACCUCUCCAUGGCCAUUCUCAAUUUGGGGCAUAGAUGUGAUAAGAAGAAUAGCUCCUAAGGUUUCGAACGGGCAUGAGUACAUUUUAGUGGCAAUUGACUACUUCACUAAGUGGGUGGAAGCAGCCUCCUACUCCAUGUUGAAGGCUAAGCAUGUGGCUCGGUUCUUAGAAAACAACAUCAUAUGUUGGUUUAGGGUGCCUCAAGGGAUCAUUUUUGAUAAUGGUUCUCAUUUUGAAGGUAAAGUCCAAAGGGUCAUGGAAGAAUAUGGCAUUGAGCAUCACAAGUCUUCACCGUAUCUACCGCAAGCUAAUGGGCCGUAG